AUGCUAGUCUCAUUAUUCAACGCAACAUCUGUCUUUGGUGGGAUGGCCCUAGGAGCACUCUGUGACCGCUUCUCCGUCACAAACAUCAUGCUACUAUCCUCAGUUGGAUCGGCAUUAUCAGUACUUCUAUUCUGGGGUAUGGCAUCAUCCUCAAGUGCAGACUCGUCACAGACAGCCAUUGCCCUUCUUACUAUCUUCUCUAUCACGUAUGGCUUCUUUGCUGGAGGAUUCAGCUCCACCUGGUCUGGGGUCAUUACUCAGAUUAAGCGUGACUCGUCGCCAUCUCUAGACACUGGACUUGUCUUUGGGCUUCUUGCUGGUGGACGAGGAAUUGGAAAUGUUAUUAGUGGACCGUUAAGUACAGUGCUGCUUAAGUCGGGGUCUUUGGGGGAGUCGAGUGGUCUGAGAGGUAAUACUGGUUAUGAAACACAGUAUGGAACACUGAUUCUUUUCACUGGUAUCACGGCAUUUUUCGGUGCAUGGAGCUGGAUGUGGAAGUAUAUCAGCCCUGCACUGCGGUGUCUCUGUUGA
Messenger RNA from Penicillium verrucosum, 531 nucleotides. RefSeq lists its product as uncharacterized. The coding region runs from base 1 to 531 and encodes 176 amino acids. The record is from RefSeq and is a predicted model, not a curated record. Gene Ontology annotation, molecular function: transmembrane transporter activity. The transcript has a single exon. Gene Ontology annotation, biological process: transmembrane transport. NCBI's taxonomy places the organism in Eukaryota, Fungi, Ascomycota, Eurotiomycetes, Eurotiales, Aspergillaceae.